Neopsephotus bourkii (Bourke's parrot) is the source of this 3484-nucleotide messenger RNA. RefSeq names its product meiosis-specific coiled-coil domain-containing protein MEIOC-like. Bases 527 to 3088 code for a protein of 853 amino acids. Gene Ontology annotation, cellular component: nucleus; cytoplasm. Gene Ontology annotation, biological process: mRNA stabilization; male meiosis I; meiotic cell cycle. NCBI's taxonomy places the organism in Eukaryota, Metazoa, Chordata, Aves, Psittaciformes, Psittacidae. The record is from RefSeq and is a predicted model, not a curated record. The transcript has 8 exons.
UGUGGCAGGGGGAUUGGAACUGGGUGGUCUUUAAGGUCUCUUCCAACCCAAACCAUUCUGUGAUUCUGUGAACAUUGAUGUUCUGCUAAUGUGUAAGAUGUGGGUGGUUGUGGAGGAGCUGUGGGUGGUGUAACAUGGAGAGAUGGUAGGAGGAGCAAUGAGGGGUAGCUAGAAAUGAGUUUCAUGUAUAAAAAGUACAACUUUGACAGACUUGGUAAUUACUGCAUUUUUUUAAUUGCUUUUAAUUAGGCUAAUUCUGUUCUUAAGAAUAUAAAUUUCUGCUUGCACAACAAUGCUGCAUACUUUAGAGAAGACAACUUGUGUACUGAUGACAAAGACAUGGUCAAAUAGUGUGUUACCCAUGCUCAUGCCAAGUCACAGAAGGGAUGUGUAUGCCUGUGAUAAGUGCAUUUCCAGUCAUUUAGGCCAGAAGAUUCUGAGCUUGUGAACGUGACAUGCAAACACCUACAAUGUGAAACCUGUAGACAAUUCGUGUUAUUGUAUAGUAAAUAGCAAGAAACAAACAAUGGACACUCAAUUAUUUUCCCCAUUAUUAGGAGCUAUUACAAGUACCCCACCUCCGCUAGAAUCUUCCCAUCUAUAUAGUAACUGGUCAACAUGUGAAGAGGAUAUUGGCUCUAAAACUUCUUUUCAGGACUGCACAAAGAAACGGGCACCAGUAAACCUAUCUUAUUCUGGCAAUGGCCCUGAUAUGUUUGGACUAGUGUCAAGCAUUUUAGAGGAGCCAAGCAAGCCAGAACCAGUUACAGACUGGAAUUCUCUUUCAAGAUUGUUUCCACCUAUGUGGGCACCUGACCUUGGAAGCAAUGGUGAAUUCUCAGGGCUCCCAUCUAAGCACUCUGUUGAAAAUCAGGAUUUUCCAGCGCUGAUGGGUACACAGAACUGCUAUCAGGGGCACUUGCAGAAGUCAUGUGAUGUGGAGAUGUUACACAGAGGUUUGGAAGAUCUUCAUCUCAUACAGUCUUGGCUUUCUCCAUCUGUCCCUUGCACUCAGCCUGAUAGUAUUCUGAAGAACAGUUACCCUGACAAUUCCUCUUUGCAAAAUAAUAAUGCAAUUCAUCAAGAAGGAUUUUCAUUUCAAAAUGUAGACUGUAAUCAGCAUUUGGGCAGUUACGACCACAUAAGGUUAAAUGGAGACUAUGACAAAAACGGUUCCAAUUUUAGCACUAUUUCUUCUCAGAAAAGAGUUAAAGAAGGCACUAGCAUUCAGAAAGAGUUUUGGAAAACUGAAAGAGCAAGAAGCAAAGCUCUGAAAAAUUGUACUCAAGAACAAGCUAAGUAUUCUUCUGAUAUUUCUAAUCAGCCUGUUGAUGACUCUUGGGAUAAAGUGUCUCAGGACAACCAGUUGUUUUCUAAAAGAUACGGAAACUUUACAGCUGCUCAUAAAUUACAGUCAUCUAUUCAUUCAUCACCAUGUUUUUUCAAUCAACCCCCUAAAGAGAAUAUUUUUUCUGGAGGAACAGACAAAACAGCACAGGAAACCCAUGUGCAAAAUAGUCGUCAUAGCUUUCCUUUGGGGGAUGAUGCUCUUAACAAUAAUGACUGUAAGAUCCAUGUUAGUCCUAAAGAAUGCUCUCAUAAGGUAUCAGAAUAUGAUUUAUCUCUAAAAAAUGUUAUGCAGAAUAGGAGUUACCCAUCAUACCAUGGACGUAUGUGGCUGGAUGGGAAAACAGGUACAUCAGAUAUCCCGCAUGGAAAGCAAGUGGUAGGAAGUCCGCAGCCGUCUUCAGGGGUUUCAGCCAUGUCUGUUGGUUAUCCUACACAACAGCCUGUAAUGCAGUCCUACUACCCACAGAUCUUACCUGUCUUCCCUUCAGGGAAAGAUGAAAGGUCACAUAUAUCAAAUAGUGUUUCUAAUAAUUUUGGAGUUUAUAAUUCCAUCUCAGAAAAUCCAAAGCAAAUGAAAGCCAUUGGACGAUUGCAGCACAAUUCAUUGCCUAAUAAGGAGGGGCAAUACCACAAAUGCCCCAUUGAUUUUCCAUCUGACCGGUUAACCCAGCAGAAUGCUGUAAGUGAAGACCCUGAAAAAUAUCACAGAUUUCAAAAAAAACAGACCCAAGAAAAUAGUAAUAAAGAUGAUAAAAGAGGCAGAAGGAAUUGGACUCCUCAUUUUGGAUAUACAACCCCAGAUCAUCAGCAAUUCAAUAUGUUCCGAAAAAAGCAUGAACAGAAUGGUGGUAACGUGUCAGAUUUCAUCAAUCCUUCUUUUUUUCAUUCUUUCCCAUUAAUGUCUGAUUUUAAACAAAAUCCUGGUUUUCCUUCACUUCAUCCUCAUCUGUUUUCAUCAGCAAAUAACUUCAGUUUCCCUCCAUCACCAUUUCCAUUCUCAGAACUUGUUGAUCUUUUUCAUUAUGAUGACUUGAGCCACUUGUAUCCCUUUAUCAAUGAUCUGUUUUGUGGAGAAAUAGCUGCACCAUACUUUGCCUUUCCAACACCAUUUAACAAGUACAGACCUCUGAGAAAUCGCAGUGGACCUGCUAAUGAGCUUCACAUCCGACUGGAGGAGUGUUACGAGCAGUGGAGGGCUUUGGAGAAAGAGAGAAAGAAGACUGAAGCUGACCUUGCAAGAAACUUCCCAGGAAAGCGCAUAUCAAGCUCAAAUACCACUCCCAUGUCCCGCCUUCCUGCUAACCCAUCACGAGUUGAUCGCUUGAUUGUCGACCAGUUAAGAGAACAAGCCAGGGUGCUCACCUUAGUAGGAAAGAUGGAAAGGCUUCGUGGUACCCCUGUACACAGUAACAUAUCCACUACAUUGAAACACCAUAUGGAAGCUAUUAAUGUAACACAGGUGAGGCGUAAGGAUGAGAUUGUUAGUGCUGCUAAUCCACAGAGACAACGAGCACUGCGUUACAAUAAUGAGAAAGAUGUUCUGGCUCUGGCAGCUGCCAUUAAAGACUUGGCUGCUUCCACACGCAAGGCUCGUACCGCUUUAUGGUGUGCGCUGCAGAUGACCUUGCCAAAAAACUCUUCAAGCAGUCCAGUAAAACCAGAAGUUGUUGAAAGGGCAUUGCAGGAGCUUUGUCCUCCAAACACAAGCACACAAGAAAAAAAGCAGCAUGGAGCAUGAAAACAAAUGAUGCAAAAAAAGAAAAACCUGAGGAACCCAGGAGGAUUCUGGAAUAACAGCUAAUAAUAAUAAUAACAACAACAAAAGGGAGGCUGAGGAUGGGGAGGGAAGAGCAAAGUGUCCUGCCCAGUACCACGGAUGGUGGUUUUGAUAUGCUAUCAAAAAAAGCAAAAGGGUUACCGAUUAGUGCUGCAUUUCUAUUACUGUGAUUCUGAUGUUGAGACACACAUCUUGUAAUAGUGUUAAUGCAAUUUUAGUAUUGCUGGUAUUGCAGAGUCUGCUACGUAAGAAUUUUGUUACUGAGACAAGCUAAAUAGCAUUGUUUCCUUGUGUGCUUCUCCAAAGAUGUGUAUCAGCUGUGAGUAAGCCAUGACCUGAGAAACCAGAGUGUGGUAG